CAGAUCUGCUUCGCCCAGUUUUCAGAAAAGAAGUGCAGCAUAUUAGAGAGGGACAAUACCAGAGUGAAGUCAACAUGCUCCUCAGCAGAGGCACUUUAUUACUUUUGGUGGUUGCAGUAGGAUCUGUAUCUGGUGGUGGACCUGCAGGAGCAGCAUAUCCUCAAAUGAAGUACAUGAAUCCAAUGGUUAAAGGACCGUUAGGCCCACCUUUUAGAGAGGGGAAAGGUCAAUAUUUAGACAUGCCUCCAGUUGUGCCAAUGCAUCUUAAAGGAGAACCUGGACCUGCUGGCAAUCCUGGUCCCAGAGGGCCACCAGGACCACCUGGACAACCUGGAAAACCAGGCAUAGGAAAACCUGGAUUACAAGGGCAGCCAGGCCCUAUUGGUCCACCUGGAUUUAAUGGUAUAGGCAAACCAGGCUUACCAGGAAUGCCUGGCAAAGGAGGACCCAAGGGAUUUCCUGGGGCCAAAGGGGAACCUGGAAUGAGGGGUGACCAAGGGGCUCGUGGAAUGCCUGGUCCUCCAGGUAUUCCUGGACCCUCAGGCCUUUCAUCCAAUGGAAAACCAGGUGUGCAAGGUGCACCAGGACAACCAGGUCUAAGGGGUGAGCCUGGACCUAAGGGUGAACCAGGAUUCAGAGGAGAAAAAGGUGUGAAAGGAGAUGCUGGUAUUGGAAAACCAGGGCUUCCUGGAACCCGAGGACAAGGAGGGCCACCUGGCCCAAUGGGACCACCUGGGCCUAAUGGUAUUGGGAAGGCAGGCCUUAAUGGACUACCUGGAGGACCAGGAGAUAAAGGAGAUGUAGGUCCACCAGGGGUACCAGGAGUUGUAGGUCUCCCAGGCCCGCAGGGCCCCCCAGGAAAACCAGGUUUAGAUGGGAUUGGUAAACCAGGUUUAGAUGGAUUACCAGGUCCACAGGGCCCACUAGGUUCAAAAGGGGAGCCAGGUGUAAGAGGCUUACCAGGGGUUCCUGGGCCACCGGGGUAUGGAAAACCAGGUCUUCCAGGUUUAAAAGGUGAUCGUGGUCUCCCUGGAAUUCAAGGUGGAAUAGGAGACAUAGGAGAGCCAGGUUUAGAUGGGAAACCUGGUGAUCAGGGGCCACAGGGUGUUAUUGGACCUCCAGGACUUCCUGGGUCAAUGGGAUUACCAGGGAAAACAGGUCUGCCAGGCUUAAAAGGAGAUAUAGGACUAAGUGGGCCUCCUGGUUUACCAGGAAUUCCAGGGAAACAGGGUCCAAAUGGGUUUGCAGGAAAGCCAGGGUUUCCAGGUGAGAGGGGACUUCCAGGUCCUUAUGGUUUGCAAGGACCAACUGGACCCAAAGGUGAGCCAGGGUUAAUAGGACUCCCAGGGUUGCCUGGGCAAGCAGGGAUCAUUGGGUCAAAAGGGGAAGGUGGGAUGCCAGGGCAACCAGGCCCACGUGGUCCAGCAGGAAUUCCAGGAUUACAAGGGUCAUCUGGUCCUAUUGGACCCCAGGGUCUACCAGGAUUGAAAGGGGAGCCUGGUGUUCCAGGAGCUCCUGGCAAUGGUAUAAUUGGAGAACCUGGACUUACAGGGCCUAUUGGACCUCCAGGUGUUCCAGGCCUCCCUGGUUUAAAUGGUCAACAAGGUCCACCAGGUCCACCUGGCCCACCAGGACCACCAGGUCUCUACAGUGAGGGUGGCAUUGCUGGUCUCCAUUUGCCAGAUGGGGGAGUGGAAGGUGCCACAGUCUUGGGAAAUGAGAAACCUGGAAAACCACAGUAUGGAACUGGAGAACUAUCUGCCAAAAUUGCUCCAGCAUUUACUGCCAUCCUCACCACACCAUUCCCACCUUCUGGUAUGCCUAUUAAAUUUGACAGGACUUUAUAUAAUGGCCACAAUGGCUAUAAUCCAUUAACUGGGAUAUUCACUUGUUCGGUACCAGGUGUCUACUACUUUGCUUAUCAUGUCCACAUCAAAGGCACCAACAUCUGGGUUGCCUUAUACAAGAACAAUGUACCUGCUACCUAUACUUACGAUGAGUACAAAAAAGGAUACAUGGACCAAGCUUCUGGAAGUGCAGUACUAGAACUUAAAGAAAAUGACCAAGUUUGGGUUCAGAUGCCAUCAGACCAAGCAAAUGGAUUAUAUUCAACAGAAUAUAUUCACUCUUCUUUCUCUGGCUUCCUCCUUUGUCCUACAUAAUGACACAAAAUACAUUAUCCACCUUUAGUCAUAAACUCUCUUAAAAAUAACAUGCAAAACAAAUUUAAAAAAAUCUAUAUAUGCUUCUAUAUCUACUGGGGAAGAAAAGCACAGAGAAAACAGGAAUAUAUUUUUUCCUGUUGAGAAAAUGUUGUGAAGAAGGAAAAAUACAUUCCCAGGAACUUUUUUUCUCAACACGGUUUUGCAGAAUGUCACAUUAUUACCUAGUGGCAAAUGAAACAACAGUGCAAGCUGGUGGCAAAAUGACUGUGUCAUUAAACUUAAAAUGUUUCAGUUUGUUCCUAACCUGAUUCUUCAAGUGUUCCUCGGUUUGUUUUUUGUGUUUUUUUUUUUUUUUUUUUUUUUUAGUAAUUUAUCUGUAUCUGCCAUGUUGCUACUUUUAGUAUUUUAGUUUAAAAACACUGCACCUACACUAUGUGUAACGAGGAUGUUGUAAGUUUAAAAUGGUUUCUAAUUUGACAUAUGCUUAUCAGAAAAAAGGCAUAGGAUUUUAUUUUACUUUUUUGUGACUUCUUUUUCUUCAUUUAAGAGUUUAUUCAAUUUACAGUGCGAGUUAUGUUGAGUUAAAAACUGAUUUACAAAAUGAAGGUCAAAAUUAUAUUUUAACUCCUUAUCUCAUGACAACCCACUGUUUUUCUAUAAACCUUUUAGUCUCCCUAGUAAGUUCAAGGAAAUAAUAUUCGGUAAAGCGUGUUAAUUUGGAUAAUACAGAAAAAAAAUUAUACAGCUUGAAAAGGAACCUGAAGCCAGUCAAGUCUUCCUUUUUUUGGGGUGUUGUGGUUUUUAGAAAAAAAUAUAUCAAAGGGACACUUCAGGCACCUGAGUAUCGAGAUUUUUUUGCCAUCUUUCAUAUAUACAUAGUUGCUAACUGUCCCAAUAGAGAGGUAUUGAAUCGAGUCCCACCUUGUGGCAUCGGCCCAACACUUCUACUAUUAAAUUGGACCUUAGAUAGAAAGGUGUCACUGCUUUGAUUUAGCCACCCAGUUAAGCUGUCGUCCCUUUAUUAUAGAAUCCAACAUUUUCAUGGGCAGGUCAAGACCUCAUUGUCAUCCACUUUCUGGCCUGCCCACUACUAGACCCAGGCCAAAAAGACCCAAAGUUGGCAAGUAUGUUAAAUAUAUGGCAUUUGUAAAACAUUAAACAAAUACAGCUGUACAUUACCAGGAAACAUAUUCUGUGCUGGCAGUUAUUGAAAACUUAUAACGCUGGCGUUGUAUUGAGAGAUAUACAGCAGCAUCAGGUCCAUUAAUUAAUAAUGGAAAGAGCAAAAUGGUGCAAUCUGUAAUCAAAAUAGUUUUUUUUUCAUAAAUGGAAUUACCUUCAGCCAGGUAACCAGGUCCAUCGAUGUCUGCAACGGUUUCAACAGAUAACUGACCAGCAGGAAUUUAGAGUAUAUGAAUAUCCUGAAACCAUUUAUUGGCUUUGGCUAAUGCCAUUGCAGAAGGAGCAGUUCGU
Pelobates fuscus (common spadefoot toad) is the source of this 3638-nucleotide messenger RNA. It is a transcript of the gene COL8A2, whose product is annotated as collagen type VIII alpha 2 chain. The record is from RefSeq and is a predicted model, not a curated record. The transcript has 3 exons. Bases 75 to 2162 code for a protein of 695 amino acids. Lineage: Eukaryota; Metazoa; Chordata; Amphibia; Anura; Pelobatidae. Gene Ontology annotation, molecular function: protein binding.